This is a messenger RNA of Drosophila biarmipes, 1947 nucleotides long. RefSeq names its product microspherule protein 1 (gene Rcd5). Gene Ontology annotation, molecular function: G-quadruplex RNA binding; protein binding. Gene Ontology annotation, biological process: positive regulation of transcription by RNA polymerase II. The record is from RefSeq and is a predicted model, not a curated record. The coding region runs from base 81 to 1835 and encodes 584 amino acids. Gene Ontology annotation, cellular component: NSL complex; MLL1 complex; Ino80 complex. NCBI's taxonomy places the organism in Eukaryota, Metazoa, Arthropoda, Insecta, Diptera, Drosophilidae. The transcript is spliced from 3 exons.
UCCUGCUGCUGCGGUCACACUGUGUGUGUUGUGCGUCGCGAAAAAAUUAGGUUUUAGCCCGUAAACAGCCCGCCCGAGCAAUGGAGGUAAACAGGAUCACCGUGAGCGGCAGCAGUGCAGCGCCCGUCACCGCCCCCAAUCCCCCCGCAGUGCCCGGCAACCCCGCGCCAGCUGCGAGCACACUAAUCCAAGUAGGCGUGUCGCCAGCAACAACAACCACACCGACGAUAGCAGCCACAACAACAACCACAACUGUGGGAAGUACAGCUAGCAUUCCAGCUGUAAUUUCGACACCACAACGAAAUCCUCCGAUUCAAAAUCUGCCGAUAGAACUGCAGAACGAUCAAAAGCGAAGAAGUUCCUCGCGGACGAUUAAACGGAAGCGUUUCGAUGACGAAAUAGUCGAGUACAACAUUGCAGUGCCCACAAAUCGCGGCGGAACGGACGCCAAUCGCAGCAGCAGACCCCGAACCACAUCCCAAAACUAUCCCGCUUUGGUGGGAGUGCCGCACACCACGCUAGCACCUCUAAACAUACCCAUUUCGACGCCGGAAACGCCACAGACGCCGGCCUCCGUGGAUUCGCUGCUACCCGGGACACCCAGCACCCCAGCGUCACUGCCCCUGGCCACGCCAGCCACGCCGGCUCCCCUGGCCACUCCGCUUCCUGCUCCAGCCCCCGUUGUUGCAUCCACCGCAGCUCAUCCCAAGCCACCGGCGAUGGAGCGCCCGACGACCAGCGAACGGCGCUCGCGUCCAGUGCGUCCGGCCAGCAAGAAAUCGCAGCGCCGGAACGGCCGUCCCAUGGGCCAGAUGGCCACCAAGGAUCUGGGACGCUGGAAGCCCAUCGAUGACCUGGCCCUGAUCAUCGGCAUCCAGCAGACCAACGAUCUGAGGAUUAUCCAUCGCGGCGUGAAGUUCUCGUGCAAGUUUACCCUGCAGGAACUCCAGCAGCGUUGGUAUGCCUUGCUCUACGAGCCGGCGGUGUCCCGGAUUGCCGUGUCCGCCAUGAGAAACCUGCAUCCCGAGCUGGUGGAGUCCGUUCAGCGCAAGGCUCUGUACAGCGUGCAGGAGGAGGAUCUACUGGGAACCAUUAAGAGCUCGGAGCAACCCAAAGUGGAACAGUUCCAGGAGCUGCUGGACAAAAAUGCCUCCAUUUUCUAUUGCGCACGCACUGCCAAGUCCCUGCACAACCAUUGGCUGCUCCUCAAGCAGUACAGCCUGCUGCCGGAUCAGACUGUGAAGCCUCUUUACGGCGCGGAUCAGCAGCCAAUCAGCUUCUCGGAUGCAGAGGAUCAGAUCUUCGAGCAUGACUUGAACGAACCGCGUGACGAGGCUCUGGAGAUAGAGAGAGCCCUUGCAGAUCGUCGCAACAAACGUGAUAUACGCCUGCUGGAGAACGAGCUAUCGCGCUGGGGCGUUCUAGUUGACUCCGUGCUUAGCCCAACGGCUGCCUCCGAGUUCGACAACCAGACGCUGGCCUGUCUGUGCGGCCGCCAUGUGCGCUACCUUAUGCGCUCCAAGGAGAUCACUUUCGGCCGCGAUGCCAAGGACUGUGUGGUGGAUGUAGACCUGGGACUCGAAGGGCCGGCUGCGAAGAUUUCGCGCCGCCAGGGAACGAUCAAAUUGCGCAGCAAUGGCGACUUCUUUAUCGCCAACGAGGGCAAGAGGGCCAUCUUUAUAGACGGCACUCCCUUGCUGUCGGCAAACAAAGCCCGGCUGGCCCACAACUGCACGGUGGAAAUCUCGGGGCUGCGCUUCACCUUCUUGGUCAACUACGAGUUGAUAAACGCCAUCCGCCAGGAGAGCGCCAAGACAUCGAAUCCCCUCAACUAGCUGCGCUUGGAGCGAGCUGGAUGCGAGUCUUAAGUGUAUUCUAGUACUUAGUGAACAGCAAGAAGAUAAUUCUGAAAUAAACAGCAUAUGGACAAUAUGUAUACCCCAUAAA